Carya illinoinensis is the source of this 1777-nucleotide messenger RNA. Its product is annotated as uridine 5'-monophosphate synthase. Gene Ontology annotation, molecular function: orotidine-5'-phosphate decarboxylase activity; orotate phosphoribosyltransferase activity. Gene Ontology annotation, biological process: pyrimidine nucleobase biosynthetic process; UMP biosynthetic process. The record is from RefSeq and is a predicted model, not a curated record. Lineage: Eukaryota; Viridiplantae; Streptophyta; Magnoliopsida; Fagales; Juglandaceae.
AAAAAAAAAUUAAAAAUUUAGAAAAAGAUGCAAGUUUUACUGUUUUUUAGUUUUUAAUUUUAUUUUUUUGUUUCGAGUGAAAACCCCUCGCAAACCCAAAAACUGGGAUCGAAAGAUAAUUCGGAAAAGAAAAUGCCAUCGUCCCCGUACAUCGAGUCCCUAGUACUCAAUCUCCACGAGAUCUCCGCUGUGAAGUUCGGCGACUUCAAGCUCAAGUCCGGCAUUUCCUCCCCCGUCUACAUCGACCUCCACCUCAUCGUCUCCUACCCAGUCCUUCUCUCCCAAAUCUCCCAAACCCUCAUCUCCUCCCUCCCUCCCUCCACCAGCUACGAUGUCGUCUGCGGCGUCCCCUAUACCGCCCUCCCUAUCGCCACCUACGUCUCAGUCUCCCGUUGUGCCUCCAUGCUCAUGCGCCUCAAGGAGGUCAAGGACUACGGCACCGCCCAGUCCAUCGAGGGCGUCUUCGCCAAGGACCAGACCUGCCUCAUCAUCGAGGGCCUCGUCAUCAGUGGCACCUCCGUGCUCCACACCGCCGAGCCCAUACGCGCUGCCGGGCUGAAAGUCCAUGAUGCCGUUAUUUUGAUCGAUCGGGCAGGCGGGAGGGAGAAUCUGGAGGAUAAGGGGAUUAAGCUCCACAUGAUGAUUAAGCUGACGGAGAUGGUGAGGAUCCUGAGGGAGAAGGGGAAGUUGGAGAGAGUGGUCCUGAAGUUCUUGGAGGAGAAUAAGAUGGUGGCGGUGCCGAAGUCGGUUGCCACUAGGGAUUUGGGGUGGAGGAGGGCAAAGCUAGCCAAGAAUCCCACAGGGAAGAGGCUGUUCGAAUUGAUGGUGGAGAAGGAGAGCAAUCUAUGUCUGGCUGCUGACGUUGGGACCGCCAAGGAGUCGCUGGACUUGGCCGAGAAGCAUUUCUCCCUUCAGAUGAGAUUAGGGCUUCAGAGUAAGAAGAUAGCAACCAGCUCUUCUCCUGCAGCACUCACCUUCGGCAGCCACGUUCGGCCGUUCUCUUGGUUUUAAAAUUUCUAGGUCAAAGCUGCAGAACUCACCUUCGGCAGCCACGGAACAGAUUCGACACUCACCUUCGGCAGCCACGGAACAGAUUCGACACUCACUUUCGGCAACCACGAAGAGAGAAUUAAUAUAAGAAUAUGUCAUCAUCCACAACGACGUCCUCUACCUCUUUUGGCAAACGAACUCCGGGCCAUCCAUUAUGCUUUUGUGAGAUUGAAGCCCAAAUGAGAUACUCAAAUACAAAAAAAAAUCCAGGCCGAGCCUUCCUAAGUUGUGCAAAGUACAACAAAGAGGGAAUUCCAUAUUGUAAGUAUUUCAAGUGGGUAGAGGAUGAUGAAUACAUGGCAUUGGAUCGUGAAGAAACUCACAAUGAAGUAUUAAGUAAGGAGAAAGAGCUGAAGAAACUAAUCAACGACUUUGAAAACCUCAUUAUUGAGUUGCGUAGAAGAGCAGAUGAGAUAAAUUCAGUACUGUCCAAUAGAAAUGAGGAGUUACUGAGGGAGUUGGUUGCUGUUGUACGUGAAGCUGAAAUAAGACGUUCACGCACAUUACUCCGUGUGUUUUGGACUUUUGCUUUUGUUGUAGCAUAUUACUUGAUAGUACAUAGGUGAAUUUCAUAUCAUAUUAGUGUUAGAAACCUCUUUUGGCUGCUGUGGUUAUGUAAUGUUAUUUACUACUUAGUUUUAAUUUUCAACCAUGUAACUAGCAGCUACCUAACAGGACUGGAACCAUUGUAAUUUUCUCAUUUUGUAUUGUAUUUCCCGUUUCUGAA